Molecule: messenger RNA, 1391 nt
Organism: Emiliania huxleyi CCMP1516
Lineage: Eukaryota; Haptophyta; Isochrysidales; Noelaerhabdaceae
Exons: 3
Coding region: 32-868 (278 amino acids)
Source: RefSeq, a predicted model, not a curated record
CGCAAAAGCCUCGCGGCCGCCGCUGGUUGCCAUGACGCUGCAGCGCUUGCACUCGAACGGGAACUACCCGUCGGUGGCCUCUCUCGCGAGCGCCCAGCGCGCCGCGCUUGUCGCGCCGCUCGUCGCCCUCGGCGCUGUGGGCCUCUCGCUCGGCGCUGCGUGGGCGUGGCAGGCCAAGCAGCAGAUGCCGCUGCUCGACGAUCGCGCCGAGGAAGAGGGCGCGGAGGGGGAGGGGGCGUGCGUGGAUCUGCCGGCGGCCACCAAGCCGGCGGCGCGACGCCGCCACAAGCGGCAGAAGGGGCGCUCUGCCGACGCCAAGGCGGUUGCGGCGGCGCAGCGCGGCAAGGCCUCCUCCGCAGAGGAGGGGUCGGAGGCGGGGAGCGAGGGGGCGACCGGCAAGGCGUACGGCAAGGGGUCGGCGGACGGCGUCGAGCGUGCCGACUCCGACACCGCCUCGACGCACGAGCCGGCCGCCGAGGCUGCGGCGCUUGCCCCUCCGGGGGAUGCGGACGACGCCGCCGACGACGCUGCCGCCGACGACGCGGCAGCCGACGACAGCGCGGCCGAUGUCGAGGUUGCGCCGAUGCCGGCCAGUGAGCCGGAGCUGUGGACGACCAGCAUGCCCGCCUCACCCCCCGCCGCCUGGAGCGAGGAUGCCGCCAGCCCGGGUGGCUGGAACGUCGUCGAGCGGCGACGCGCGCGCACCCGGCGGCCUUCCCCGGAGCCCGACGCGGCGAGCGGCGCCGGGGAGGGCCCUGUCGCGGCGGCGGAAGCUGCUGCUGCGGGCGCAACGUCGGACGCCGGCCUGGCUGUGCUCGGCAAGCGGCGCGAGGAGCGGGCUUCCGGCCCCGUUGCGGGCGGCGCGUGAGGGCCGCGCCGCCAGCUCGCUCCACCCGCGGCCUGGCGUAGAGCAGACCAGCCGCGCCGGGGCUGGUGCGGGUUGGGGGGAGGACGCCUGACGGGGCCGUCCGGCGGCUCUUGUGUUUUGCGGCCGCCUUCGCUGUGUCGGUGAGCUGGGGCUUGCCCGCCACUGCUGUGCUUAGAUGCACCGAGGGACAGAGGAGAGGAGGUGCGUGAUGGAGGGUGUUGUGAGGAGGGGAGGGGGGGAGUGUGGUGUGCGUGUCUGUCGCCGCUGUGAUGUGCAUGCGGGAUGCGAGAGAUGCGAGAUCGAGAGAGAUGAUGGCCUCCGCCGCCGUACGUGUCGCCGCGCCGCUCGGCUGUGCGCGCACUCGAGUGUUGGUGUUGGGUUGUCCCGGCAGUCUCACACCGCGAGUGACGCGCACUGUCUUAGUUCUGGUUCGCUUGCUUUUGUCUGUCAGUUGAGGUGUUGGCUGAAGUAAGUCGUCUGUGGGUCGUUUGCUUCAAUUUCUCGAAAUAAGUGUGGUCAACCU